Messenger RNA from Megalobrama amblycephala (Wuchang bream), 5549 nucleotides. Its product is annotated as adhesion G protein-coupled receptor A3-like. Gene Ontology annotation, molecular function: protein binding; G protein-coupled receptor activity. Gene Ontology annotation, cellular component: plasma membrane; external side of plasma membrane. NCBI's taxonomy places the organism in Eukaryota, Metazoa, Chordata, Actinopteri, Cypriniformes, Xenocyprididae. The record is from RefSeq and is a predicted model, not a curated record. Gene Ontology annotation, biological process: G protein-coupled receptor signaling pathway; cell surface receptor signaling pathway.
GACCAAACCUAUGAUGACGUCAGGGGAGGAAAUGGAACAUGGAGCCCGAGGCUCAGAGAACAGCAACACUCUCCGCAAUGGACUGAACGGCGCUGGACACAUUCACGCGUUUACCGUCUGACCGACUGCAAAAAUCACACUCUGGGAUUCUGGGUUACACAUUCCGCUUGUAUCUUUCGAAAAGCGUUUUACCGUCGUUGUAGAUAGCACCAUUUAAGCUUACGUUGUACAGUCGCAAAGUGGAAACCAACUUUACGCAUUCAGUUUCUCAAGAAUGGUUUUAUUGUUUCGUCACGCGGAUAUAUCGAGUUUAAUGACCUGUUUUAGAGAAUCUUAGAAUAACUACCGUCUGGAAACUCCUUCGUUUUCUUUUGGAAUUAAAAUGUGCAAUGAGAAGAGCACAGAGAAAAAGUUUAUGUGAACAGAUUUCCUUGAGUUUGUGAGACUGUUAUCUCGGGAUGGUUGCAGCUGUCUCUCUUUUAGCGCAGGAGCGAGAUCUCCACUUUGACUAGAAACAAAGAAAAUGCUUCGUGUAAAACAGUGGAAACUUGCGUACUAUCAGCUGGAGGAGGUUUGUUGAGUUGUACAAUGAUUCUUGUGGAAAACAAAGAAGGAUAUUCGACCGCUUCCUUUCGGACUGCUUAAAACCAUGAUAAAUCGACCCAUCUAAUGUUGUGUCGAGUCCGUAUUUUGACCAUGACUUAAAGGAGUGCUGACCAGCGUCUCUGCUUGAUGGCUUUUGACGAAUAUUCAUCGCAGAGAUCGUGUUUAGAUAUAAACAACAACAACGAAAGGCUUUCUGGGCUAUUUAUAUGCUAAUCUAACCCCCUCUUCUUGCCGUGUGAAUAUCAACGAAGGCAGGAGUUAUGUCGGUGGGCGCUACUUGCGUCUUUUUCCUGGCUUUUGUGCUGCUCAGAGGUUUGAGCUCUGCAGGAUCGAUUAAAUGUAACUUCUAUGAAAACUCCAAAAGUGCAGGAGGGAAAAGCUCUUCGUCUGGGGACACAGUGGACAGAAAAGUGGCCUGCAGUAACAUGGAGCUCCAUCAGGUGCCUUCUACUGAAUCGUUUCCCAACAGAACUCUCACACUGAUUUUGAGUAACAAUAAAAUCCAGGAACUUCUGAAUGGCUCUUUCAUUGGUUUGUCAUCACUGGAACGACUGGACAUGAAGAACAACAUAAUCACACAUAUUGAACCAGGAGCUUUUUAUGGACUUUUUGCCCUCAAAAAACUAGACUUGUCCAAAAACCUGAUCGGCUGCCUCCAUGUGGAUGUGUUUAAAGGUCUCACAAACCUUGUUAAACUUAACCUUUCGGAGAACAAGUUUUCUUCACUAUCUCAUGGGAUCUUCGACAGCCUUGGCUCUCUGAAAGUACUGGAGUUUGAUAGCCCGUAUCUUCUGUGUGACUGUAACCUGCAAUGGUUGGUGGCCUGGAUCAAAGAGAAGGCUGUAGUGGUGAAGGAAACUCGCUGCUCGUUCCCUCGCUCCCUACAGGGUCAGCUAAUAACCUCGCUCAAGCCUGAAACGCUCACCUGUGACGCUCCUCUAGAGCUUCCCUCCUUCCAGAUGACUCCAUCUCAACAUCAGAUCGUCUUCCAGGGCGACAGCUUGCCAUUUCAGUGCAUGGCCUCUUUCGUGGAUGAGGACAUGCAAGUUCUGUGGUAUCAGGAUGGGAAGAUGGUGGAACCUGAUGCCACUCAGGGCAUCUACAUAGAGAAAAGCAUGGUGCAGAAUUGCUCUUUAAUAGCCAGCGCCUUGACCAUUUCCAACAUCCAGCCGGGAUUCACUGGGAACUGGGAGUGUCGUGUGCGCACCAGUCGAGGAAACAACACUAGGACGGUCCACAUUGUGGUUUUGGAGAGUUCUGCCAAGUACUGUAUGCCAGAUCGGGUGUCAAACAACAAGGGGGAGUAUAGAUGGCCUCGUACACUGGCUGGCAUUACGGCAUACUUGCCCUGUAAACGGCAGGUGACCGGAGCUGGCAUUUAUUCAGGCAGCUCAGCCGAAGAGAGACGUGCAUGGAGGCGAUGUGACCGGGGUGGACAGUGGGCGGAUGACGACUACUCGCGCUGUGAAUAUAUGAAAGACGUCACACGUGUGCUUUAUAUCAUCAACCAGAUGCCUCUGAAUCUGACCAAUGCGGUUCAGACAGCGCAGCAGCUGUUGGCUUACACUGCAGAGGCGCCCAACUUCUCUGACAAGGUUGAUGUGAUCUUUGUAGCAGAGAUGAUUGAGAAGAUUGGCAAGUUUGCAGAGAAGUAUAAAGAGCUGGGAGAUGUGAUGGUGGAUAUCUCCAGUAAUCUGAUGCUGGCUGAUGAGCGAGUGUUAUGGAUGGCUCAGAGGGAGGCGCGAGCUUGCUCGCGUAUCGUCGAGUGCCUGCAGAGGAUUGCCGUUCUCCGAAUCAGUAAUGGGGCUCUGGCCUAUUCUACUAACUCUCAUAACAUUGCUCUGGAGGCUCAUGCGAUCAAGGCCAGCAGCUUCAAUGGAAUGACCUGCACUCUAUUCCAGAAGGUCUCACCGGAGCGCACAGCCAUGGCCAGAGAUCCCGACAUCAACCUAGAGCGCCAGCUCAGCUUCAAAUGCAACGUGACCAGCAACCUGUCAGCUUUGGCUCUCAAAAACACCGUAUUGGAGGCGUCAUUACAGCUUCCCCCGUCUCUCUUCUCAUCUCUGGGAAGUUCAGGUCAGGCUGAAGAGGCCGUCUACAAACUCCACCUUCUAGCCUUCCGCAAUGGCAAACUCUUCCCCCCAACAGGAAACUCCACCGUCCUCAGUGACGGCAGCAAGAGGAGGAGUGUGGUCACACCUGUGAUUCUCACAAAGAUCGAGGGCUUCCAAAUGAAGAACCUGCAAAGUCCAGUGAACGCCACUCUGCGGCGCUUUCUGCAAGGAUCGGAUGCUGUUCCCGCCUUCUGGAACUUCAGUCUGCUGGGCGGACAAGGAGGCUGGCAGAGCGACGGCUGCCGGAUCCUCCACCAGGACGACAACUUCACCACAAUGUCCUGCGAUUCACUUAAUAACUACGCUUUACUGAUGGAUCUGAACAGGACCGGGUACGACGCGUACAGCUUCAAACCUCUUCACCCUGUUAUCUAUGCCACAGCCAUCGUCCUGGUGCUCUGCCUGCUGUCAGUCAUAGUCAGUUACAUCUACCACCACAAGUCAGUGCGUAUAAGUAAGAAGUGCUGGCACAUGCUGGUUAACCUGUGCUUGCAUAUUCUCCUCACCUGUGCUGUGUUUGUGGGCGGCAUCAACCAAACGUACAACGCAAGUGUUUGUCAAGCGGUGGGGAUAGUGCUGCAUUACUCCACACUGGCCACGGCCUUGUGGUCCGGCGUAACUGCACGCAACAUCUACAAACAGGUGACACGGAAGGCCAAACGCUACGAGGAGCUGGAUGAGCCUCCACCUCCACCCAGACCUAUGCUGAGAUUUUACUUAAUAGGUGGAGGCAUACCGAUCAUUGUCUGUGGAAUAACAGCUGCUGCUAACAUCAAAAACUAUGGAAGUCAAGUUAAUGCACCUUACUGCUGGAUGGCAUGGGAACCCAGUCUCGGAGCGUUUUAUGGCCCGGCAGCCUUCAUCGUUUUCGUGGAUUGCAUGUACUUCCUCAGCAUUCUCAUUCAGCUCCGUCGGCAUCCCGAGCGCCGCUUUGAACUCAAAGAACAGUCCGAGGAGCAGCAGCACCUUUCUGUGGCUGAAGCGACCGAAAUUACACCUGCCCAUCUGGAGACCUCAUCCACAGCCGCCGCACACCCGGUUUUGAUGUCGGCUCUGGAGAACGAACAUACUUUUGUGGCCCAACUCAUUGGUGUUGCAGGAGCCCUAGCUCUUUAUGUAACAGUGUGGGUGUUUGGUGCUCUCGCGGUGUCCCAGGAGCAUCCAGCGGAUUUGGUGUUCGCCUGCCUGUUCGGCGCUGUUGCUUUAGCCCUCGGGGCGUUUUUUGUGGCGCACCAUUGCGUAAACCGCCAGGACAUGCGUCGUCAUUGGUCACGAGCUUGUUGCCUGAUUCGCCGUAACUACGGCGUACAAGUUGAUUCCCUGCUAUUGCCUAUCACGGUUACCGGUGGCUCUGUGCUGACGGCCAGGGGAAACAGUGAAGCAGCGAAGUGUCCAGCCAGCAGCGCUGAAUCCUCCUGCACCAAUAAGAGUGCACCGAGCGUACGCAACUCCACCCAAGGCUGUAAACUGACCAAUCUGCAGGUCGAAGCCGCUCAGUGCAAAGCGGCCCCUUCAACGGCCAAUGGAACGGCUUUACUGGACAACAGCUUGACUGAACAUUCAGUCGACAAUGAGAUUAAGAUGCAUGUAGCGCCUGUUGAGGUCCAGUAUCGGCCCAGCUCAGUCAACAACAACAAUCUUCCGGGAACGGGCAACGCGAACAUCAACGGUCACUCGGGGCGACACCACAAGAACCGUACAAGAGCUCAUCGGGCCAGCAGGCUCACCGUUUUGCGCGAGUACUCUUACGACGUCCCGACCAGCGUGGAAGGCAGCGUGCAAAGCGUCCCGCACAAGCGCCACCAUCACGAGAGCCUACACGCCCGCAAUAGCCGACGGGCGGCCUAUUUGGCUUACCGGGAGCGCCAGCAGAGCCAGCUUCAACAGGACAGCAGCGACGCCAGCGCCAGUUUGCCGCGCCGCUCACGCCAUCUUGGCAAGGUGGAGGCGUUCCGCCUCGGUAAUGGUUUCGGGCACGGCCUCAGCAACAAUGUGGGGAACGGCGUCAGUAAUGGAAGCUUAGUCGGAGGAGGGGACGGAUCUGGGACCGAUGUCACCAGCCAAAUUAGAGACUGUCCAAAACAACCCCUCGCUGUUGAACUGGAGGUACAGCCCAAGUCUUACGGGUUGAAUCUAGCGUGCCAAAACGGACCUGCCAAAGACUCAGAGAGACUACAGAAUUUGUCCCCCCUAAAUGUGGAGAGUUCAGGGAAUAUUAAGACUGGCUUGUGGAAGCACGAAACUACUGUGUAGCAAGAUUCCCUUCUCAGAGACUACAAAUCAGACUUUUAUCUAUAACUGUGAAUCUUUUAUUUUAUGAUUUUGGUGGUACAGUUUGUAAAAAUAGUUCCUAAAUGAAUUUACGUUUUAAUGUUUAUGUUCGAAAACUGAGUACCUACAAAUGCUUGGCUGCGAAUCAUCAUAGUCAGUCUACAAAUGGUCUAUUUUUGUACCCUUUAGCCCAUUUUGUAUUUUCAAUCUGACAUUUGAUAUGUGAAGAUGCAUGACUCGCUGCCCUUUGAGUAUAUGUUGGCUGAAUCUCUUAAUGUGUUUUCACAUAAUUGUGGCCAUCGAAGUAGUAGUAAUAAUAAUAAUAAUAAUAAUAAUAAAAAAAAUGCAGCCCACUUAAUCUCAUCUCUGAGUUCCAGAGGUGAGUUCAGACCCCUUCAUCUGAGAGCUUCCUUUAGGCCUUGUGGUUUUGAUUAAUUGGGAGCUUAUUAAAGGAUUAGUUCACUUCAGAAUUAAAAUUUCCUGAUAAUUUACUCACCCCCAUGUCAUCCAAGAUGUUUAUGUCUUUAGUUGAAAAGAAAUUAAGGUUUUUGAGGAAAA